This is a messenger RNA of Tachysurus fulvidraco (yellow catfish), 2726 nucleotides long. RefSeq names its product trimethyllysine hydroxylase, epsilon (gene tmlhe). The coding region runs from base 165 to 1403 and encodes 412 amino acids. Lineage: Eukaryota; Metazoa; Chordata; Actinopteri; Siluriformes; Bagridae. Gene Ontology annotation, biological process: carnitine biosynthetic process. The transcript has 8 exons. Gene Ontology annotation, molecular function: iron ion binding; trimethyllysine dioxygenase activity. Gene Ontology annotation, cellular component: mitochondrion. The record is from RefSeq and is a predicted model, not a curated record.
GGGAAAGAGAGAGCAGACUGAAAGAGAGAGACACAGAGAGAGAGAGAGAGAGAAAGUGAGAGUGACACACAUAGAGGGAGGGAGAGAUAAAGAGAGAGUGAGUAAGAGAGAGAGAGAGAGAGUAAAGUUCUUCAGUCCAGCCAUCUUUCUAACACGCAUCAUUCAUGGCUUUACUCCAGACAUUUGUGAAGCUGCGACGGUCUGUGAGGUCUGCGUCCCGGGCCUGGGGUCCUGCACCAGUACUGCUGGGAAGGACGAGAUGGCAUCACACGGCGCCCCAGGAUACGUGUAACUGGCAGCUGCUAGACGACUGCUUCGAGCUUCAUUACGGCGGUCAGGUGAUGCACUUUAACUACGUGUGGCUGAGGGAUCACUGUCGCUCGGCCUCGUGUUACAACUCCAAAACAAACCAGCGCAACCUGGACACCGGCAGCAUCGACCUGAACAUCCGACCCACCAAGACGCGAGUGGACGAGGAGAAUCUCUUCCUCACAUGGCCCGACGGUCACGUCACACGCUACAACCUGCCCUGGCUAGCGAAGAACAGCUACGAGGGCCAGAAAUGGAGCGCUAUGCAACCGCGCAUCCUGUGGAACUCCGAGAUUUACUCCAACGCCAAGGUGACUUCAGCCAACUGGGAAAAGUUUAUGAGCUGCGACGAAGAGCUGAAAACGUUCCUGAGUAACUUCUUACUGUACGGCAUCGCGUUCGUAGAGGACGUCCCGCCUACGAUCGACGCGACCGAAACGGUGACCAAAAGAGUUAGCGUGAUCAGAGAGACGAUGUACGGCCGAAUGUGGAGUUUCACCUCCGAUUUUUCACGCGGUGACACGGCGUACACGAAGCUGGCUCUGGACCGCCACACCGACACAUCCUACUUCCAAGAGCCUAGUGGGAUUCAGGUGUUUCACUGUUUGAGACACGAGGGAACCGGCGGCAGGACUCUGUUAGUGGAUGGCUUCUACUCGGCUAAUAAAGUCCUUGAGCGAUCUCCUGAAAACUUCGAGCUCCUCUCGCGUGUCCCCAUCAAACACGAGUUCAUCGAGAAUCUCGGUAACCAGAGCAACCACAUGAUCGGCAUCGGCCCCGUUCUCGGCGUCUACCCCUGGAACAAGGAAGUCUACAUGAUGAGAUAUAACAACUAUGACCGUGCGGUGAUCAACACGGUUCCUCACAACAUGGUCCAGCGUUGGUAUGUGGCACACAGACAGCUCACUGACGAGCUCAGGAACCCGGAGAACGAGCUGUGGGUCAAACUCAAACCGGGCAAGGUUCUCUUUAUCGAUAACUGGCGAGUGCUGCACGGUCGAGAAUCCUUCACGGGACUCCGUCAACUCUGUGGCUGCUAUCUGACCAGAGACGACGCGCUCAACACGGCUCGGUCGCUGGGUCUUCAGGCUUGAUCAUCAUCUGACCAGCACUAGAACACCAAGCACCAAAGAACAAGCUUAAACAGUGUAGAUUAGCAAAAAAAAAUUAUUACAGAAUUAUGGAAAUCCGUGAAUGUCAGAAACUCACGUUAAAUGAUACGAAGUUCCUCUUCACCGCAAACGAAGAACCGUUUUAUGAAAGACACGUUAGAAGACGGCGCACGGGGAAACGAGGCUCGGUGGUACGAGGAAGAAAAUUCCAGCACUUUUUACAAGGAUGAUAUUCGGUGAUCAUGGUUAUGCCUUUAAAUGUAAAUGUCAAUGUUUUAAUGUGGAAAGGGUUGAACCCACACAACAUGAGUUAUGUUCAUGCACUAUAAUCUUUUACGAAACCCGCGAAUACGUCUAGUACGACGUACGAACGUUUUAAAAAUGCUGUGAAAUAUAGGAAUUUACUGUAUGGAGAACUGACAUAGCGCUAAUGUACAGGGUUUUUUACCCCUGGUCACUUCCUGCGUUUUCUGUGAUCCGAUAUCUACCCGAUGGUAAAAAGACCAGGUCUAAAUGCCCUCCGAAUCGUUUUGGAGACGGAUAUAAACCCGAUGGUACAAACCCCUUCAGGAGGUGGUCUGGGACACCUUUCAGAUGAAACUGGACAGGUGUAAAUGAAUGUGGUUGUUCAAGCCACAUACGUCAGCGCUAAACUCCUCCCAAACGGAACUACGUCACUCGCAGGUGAUCUUUCACCCAGGCGUCUCGUCGGGGCUUAAAACGAGCUGCGGCCGCCAGCGAAAACGCAGCAAACAGUAAACGCUGUUUUUUGUAGCAUAAACGUCGUAACCAGUUUUUUCAUCUUCUUUUUGAUCGCGUUCUGAAAACCGCGUACACCAAAACGUGUUCUGUUUCAGUUACCCGGGAAAUGAGGUAAAAUAUAUUAGCAUUUUGGGUGGGAGUAGAAAGAUGGGAUCGAUAUCAGAUUCGCCGAGACGCGUUUAUGUGGCCUGAUGUAAAUGGGACAGUUUUAACAAAUCGGAUAGCUAUCGGAUCAGAGACAACACACGAAGUGACCGGGUGUAAAAAGACCCUCAGAUGUUACAGUAAUCAAGCUUCCAGGAAAACAGACAGGAUUUUUUAGUUCAAACUGACAUUUAAACACAUUAAAUCGCAGCAAUUAGAUUUUCUAUUAUAGUUAAACUAACAUCAUAUGCAAAUUACAGUAUUUAAGAUGUUAUGAAAAAAUACUGCUAUUUAAAUUUUAGUAAUCAUUUUAUAAUAAUUAUUAUUAUAAUUAUGUCUGAUCUGUUUUGGGAUUUAUAUAAAUCUACAAAAUAAAGAAGAAAAAAGUAAAGACGUCAA